AUGGUGUUGGCCAUGGCGUCUCAGGAUGCUCAAAACUUCUUCCAGCCUCUCUCUUCCUGGAUCUCUCGGGUAUAUGAAACUCUCCAGCAAGCGGGGGAUGUGUUAUCUGCCUCACUGGUCAACUUAAGCAAACAAGACUCUAAAUUGAAUGACAAACUAGACCAGGACUUAGAUAAUAUUCAGCUUCAGGAAACUUACUUUGAAGAUGAAGAACAGAGCAAUGAUUGGAGUCAAGAGGACACAAAUUCCUUGUUUCUUGAAGUGGACCAUUUUUCCUGUUGUAACAGUGAUUUGCAGGACUCUGCCCAAAGUUCAAGUCCUAGACUUAGCCAACAUGCAAAGGACUCAUGUUCCAUAAUAUCCCAGUGGCCCAAUCAGACCCAUGAUGACCAAAAGCCACCACAUGUGCUUUCUUCUAUUGCUGAGGAAGAACAUCACCUUGAAAAGCAGAGGAGUGGUCUUGAACAUGGCUUUGAGAGCCAGCUCUCUGGUACUUUAGAAAAUGUUUAUGGAAAAAAGCAAGUUAACAGCUUUGGAGACGAUGAAGAGCUGUGCACAUCUUCCGACUCUGAUGAGGAGGUGAUCAAACAGUUUGAGAUUUCUGUGUCCCGGUCCCAGAGUUUCCGUUCAAGAGCACCUGAGAAAGGCAAGCAGACAGGACCGGAGCAGAAACCCAAACUGCGCCGCUUGCUCUCUACCAGCAAAGAGGACAGCACGCAAGUGUCUGCCUGUGAAGAUUUGGAUGGAGCCAGCCAACUGACUUAUCCUGAGAAUCUGUCUUAUGGUGAAGAGGAUCCCAUCUCUGCCCCCUCACAGUCCCUGUGUGAGGCGGGCGAUGCCAGGCACCAGAGUGCACCUCCCCAGGGGACCAGUGUGGUGCGCAGCCUCCGGCGUCAGUCCACAGAGGGCAGCUUGGAGACGGAGACGGCUUUCAAUGACCGGGGGCUCGAAGACUCCUAUGCCACUGACGGCUCCUCUGUGUGGGGUCCAGAGGAGCAAGAUGGGGCCACUUUUCAGGUGCCAUCUGGGGUUCCAGAGCCCAUCUCAAAAUGUGGCAAUCUGGAUGUCAUCUUUGAAUAUAGAGCUGCCAGCCAAAAACUCACAGUGACCAUCGUGAGAGCACAGGGCCUCCCGGAUAAGGACCGAAGUGGCAUCAACUCCUGGCAAGUUCACGUAGUCCUGCUGCCCAGUAAGAAACAAAGGGGCAGGACGAACAUACAGAGAGGGCCCAACCCUGUGUUCAAGGAGAAGGUCACCUUCGCCAAGCUAGAGCCCAGAGAUGUGGCCGCCUGUGCUAUCCGCUUCCGCCUGUAUGCCGCCCGCAAGAUGACCCGUGAGAGAAUGAUGGGAGAGAAGCUGUUCUAUCUCAGCCACCUGCACCCAGAAGGGGAAAUGAAAGUGACUCUGGUCCUGGAGCCAAGAAGUAAUAUCAGUAGUGGAGAGUCUCCGCUCAGCCCAUCUGCCCUUUCUCACAGUGAUAGUGCUUCAUCCACGCAGUCGCUGUCUCAUGGAGGGGCGCCAGAGCUGUUGGUGGGGCUGUCCUAUAAUGCCACAACGGGGCGAUUAUCUGUGGAAAUGAUCAAAGGCAGCCAUUUCCGAAACCUCGCUGUGAACAGAGCGCCUGAUACAUAUGGAAAACUCUUCCUCCUCAAUUCUGUGGGUCAAGAGAUGUCCCGCUGCAAGACAUCUAUUCGACGUGGUCAGCCCAAUCCUGUCUAUAAGGAGACCUUUGUUUUCCAGGUGGCCCUCUUUCAGCUCUCUGAUGUCACGCUGAUGAUUUCCAUUUAUAACAGGCGUACUAUGAAGCGCAAAGAGAUGAUUGGUUGGAUUGCCCUGGGCCAAAACAGCAGUGGAGAGGAGGAACAAGACCACUGGGAGGAAAUGAAGGAGACCAAAGGCCAGCAGGUCUGCAGGUGGCAUAGCUUGCUUGAGUCCUAGGUCUAUCAACAGGUGUCUUUAUGCUACAUCCAUUCU
Messenger RNA from Artibeus jamaicensis (Jamaican fruit-eating bat), 1974 nucleotides. It is a transcript of the gene SYT16, whose product is annotated as synaptotagmin 16. The transcript has 6 exons. NCBI's taxonomy places the organism in Eukaryota, Metazoa, Chordata, Mammalia, Chiroptera, Phyllostomidae. The record is from RefSeq and is a predicted model, not a curated record. Bases 1 to 1938 code for a protein of 645 amino acids.